AUGCUUCAAUACAAUAAUAUGCAUUGGGUCGUGCUCUUGGGUAAUCUACUGGCAAUAGUGAGCGCCCGCCCAUUCGAAUUUGCCAGUAGAGACAACCCCCAAAACGAGUCAUACGUUCUUGAAAAAUUCCUGGUAACAACCACGGAUGCUGCUCAGGCAGUACGCGAUUAUUGGACACCUGAGCGUCUUUCUUCAAUUGACCAUGAUCCAAUUUCAACCAACACAACACCAGUUCCUGCGAAUGAAGAAUAUCGUGGCACCGAGUUCAACGGACAAGGUGAUAUUCCGCAUACUGUUGGACGACUAUUAUACACAGAAUUGACAGAGGAGUACGGCUGGAGAGAUUCCUCGUGCACGGCAACUCUUGUACAAAGCGACAACAAGGCUACCAUCGUUACGGCAGCGCACUGUCUAAAACCAAACGUCAUGACUCGGAAUCAUACGGAGUGGAAUGAGAAUAUCCUCUUCCUCCCGGGUUUCCGAGAUAACCUGCCCCAGGUCAACUUCACCAUAAAUCGCGCGUAUCUUGAGAGCAGUUGGGUCUACGAAGGCGUUACCUACUUCAAUGAUCGAGCUUUCGCAGUUCUGAACUCGGACUUAGCUUCCGGAAAAGCUGCAGGGCUGGUCAUCGGUGCUGCUCAAGAUAUUCAAUUCGGUACUGAGCCACCAUACGGAACUCUGUACAACCUUGGCUACCCUCGAUAUUCAUCGGACAAGGAGGAGUUUCGUUAUGGUUCGCCAGCCUUUACGGGACGUCGACUAUCAGCCUGUUAUGGUGAGGCCGAAGACUGGUGGCGAUUCCCUUCCGAUCUUGCAGGAUUUCCCUGCCAAAUGAGUGGUGGAUCUAGUGGUGGCCCUCAUCUCGCCAACUUCGACAUGCAACGAGGCGUUGGGACAGUGGUUGCAGUUAAUAGUAUCCUCGAUCAGAAUGCUCCUCCACCAGAAGGAAUAGUAUAUGAGUACGGCAUGUCGGUCACUACCAGUUUUUCGAAGCUUCUAUAUGAAGCUGCACAGAGAGUUAAGCUAGAGUUAGCCUAG
Clonostachys rhizophaga is the source of this 1038-nucleotide messenger RNA. The record is from the annotation of a GenBank genome assembly. NCBI's taxonomy places the organism in Eukaryota, Fungi, Ascomycota, Sordariomycetes, Hypocreales, Bionectriaceae.